Cylicostephanus goldi is the source of this 5622-nucleotide messenger RNA. NCBI's taxonomy places the organism in Eukaryota, Metazoa, Nematoda, Chromadorea, Rhabditida, Strongylidae. The record is from the annotation of a GenBank genome assembly.
UGACAUAGUGAAUCUCUUUCAGACAAAAUUCUUGGUGAAGAGAGCCCUUCGUUCUGAUACUGGAACGUACAAGAUAACAGCAAAGAACAUAAAUGGUGAAGAUACAGCUGAAGUGAAGGUGACCGUUCUGGAUCAUCCAGGAACACCUCACGGACCUCUUGAUAUCAGUAAUGUGACAAAAGAAGGAUGCGAUCUAGCUUGGAAAGCUCCGGAUGAUGACGGAGGUAAUCCAUUUAGAGGAGGGACAUCGAUGAUAGCCGUUGUCAUUUCCAAAUCAGACAUAGACUGUUUCUGGCUUUCUGAUUUUCCAAACGUAGGAUUACACUGCGCUGAAAUCGAUCACUACGUCAUCGAAAAGCAAGAUGCAAAUACUGGUAGAUGGACGAACUGUGGUGAAAGCAAGGAUACGAACUUCCACGUCGAUGACUUGGCUCAAGGCCAUGAGUACAAGUUCCGCGUCAAAGCUGUGAAUCGCUACGGCGAGUCCGAUCCUCUCGAAGCAAAUCAAUCCAUCGUAGCCAAAGAUCCAUUCGAACUUGCUGACAAACCCGGCACUCCCGAAAUUGUUGACUGGGAUAAGGACCGUGCUGAUCUCAAGUGGACACCACCACAGGACGACGGCGGUGCUCCCAUUGAGGAAUACCUGAUCGAGAUGAAGGCUGGUAAUGGCGAUUGGGUCGCCGCGAAGAAAGUACCAGCUGUACCAGGAGGAGAACAGACAGCUACUGUGAAUGACCUUAAGCAAGGACAAACAUAUCAGUUCCGAGUGAAGGCGCUGAACAAAGCUGGAGAAUCACGCCCAUCCGAUCCGAGCAAAGCAAUGAUUGCUAAGCCAAGAAAUCUUCCUCCAAAGAUUAACAGAGACAUGUUCACUGACUUGCGCAUCAAGGCAGGACAGGCAAUCAACUUCGAUGUGAAUGUGGAAGGCGAGCCAACGCCUAAGAUUGAGUGGUUCUUGAAUGGGCAACCCAUUCAGUCCAUUGGGAAGACCAAAAUUGACAACUCUAAUGACAAUAACACCAAACUGGACACCAAAGACGCAGCCAGAGCCGACAGUGGCAAGUACAAAAUCGUAGCGACAAAUGAGAACGGACGCGAUGAAGCUGAAGUUGACGUAAACGUUCUGGAUAUUCCCGGAACUCCCGAAGGACCACUAGCAGUAAAAGAUAUCACAAAGGAUAGCUGCACAUUGCGCUGGAAUCCUCCAGAAGACGAUGGCGGCUCUCCAAUUACCAAUUAUAUUGUUGAGAAACAGGAAGACGGUGGUCGAUGGGUACCGUGUGGUGAAACGGCCGAUACCAACCUGAAGGUUGGCAAACUCAACGAAGGACAUGAGUACAAAUUCCGAGUGAAAGCCGUAAAUCGACAAGGCACCUCAGCACCAUUGCAAACCGAUCAUGCCAUCGUUGCAAAGAACCCAUUCGAUGAACCUGGUGCACCAACUGAUGUCACUCCAGUUGACUGGGAUAAGGAUCAUGUAGACCUUGAAUGGAAGGCUCCCGAGAACAACGGUGGUGCACCCAUUGAGCAGUACAUUGUAGAAAAGAAGGACAGAUAUGGAGACUGGGUGCCUUGCGCCACUGUGGAUGGCAAAACUACGAAAGCCACAGCUGGUAACCUUGUGGCAGGGGAAACUUAUCAGUUCCGAGUCAAGGCUGUCAACAAAGCUGGUCCUGGAAAGCCAUCAGAGCCAACGGGACCGAUCGUGGCUAAGCCAAGAAGAAUGGCUCCAAAGAUCAACCUUGCCGGUCUUUUGGAUAUUCGCAUCAAGGCAGGCACUCCACUCAAACUGGAAGUAGCCUUUGAAGGAGAGCCAGCUCCGACUGCAAAAUGGUUCGCCAACAAUACCGAUCUCGGAGACAGCCAAAGAGCCGACAUCACCACAACGCCUACCACAUCAGAACUUCUCAUAUUCUCGAGUGUUCGUGGAGAUACAGGGCUGUACACAGUCACUGUGGAGAACGAACAUGGCAAAGAUAAAGCUCAGUGCACUGUCACGGUUCUGGAUGUACCAGGUACACCUGAAGGACCGCUGAAGGUCAAUGAGAUUCAUAAGGAAGGAUGCACCCUCAAUUGGAAACCACCUGUUGAUAAUGGAGGAACGGAGAUUCUGCAUUAUCGUGUCGAAAAGAUGGAUACUUCUCGCGGAACUUGGCAGGAAGUUGGAGAAUUCCCUGAAUGCACGGCUAAGGUGAACAAGCUCAUCAACGGAAAAGAAUACCAGUUCCGAGUGAUGGCCGUGAACCUCCAAGGAGAGUCAAAACCACUUGAGACCCUGGAACCGAUCAUCGCUAAGAACGAAUUCGACGUACCUGACCCGGUCGACAAACCGGAAGUGGUUGACUGGGACAAGGACCGCAUUGAUAUACAAUGGAAGCCACCAGCAAACAACGGUGGAAGUCCAGUGAAAACCUAUAUCGUGGAAAAGAAGGAAAAGGGCAGCGCCAUCUGGAACGAAGCCGGAAAGACUUCCGGUACCACGUUCUCCGCAAACAAUCUCAAAACUGGAACAGAGUACGAGUUCCGAGUUAUCGCUGUCAACGAAGCUGGUCCUUCGGAUCCAUCCGAACCUACGGAUGCUCAGAUGGCUAAAGCAAGAUACCUAAAACCAAGGAUACUAACUCAGACACGCAAGAUCAAAAUCAAAGCCGGUAACACUCAUAACAUGGAGAUCGAGUAUGCCGGUGCACCUGAACCGAUAGCAACAUGGGCUUUCGGAGACGGUCAAACUUUACCACAAGAGCUUUUGGUCGAAUCAAAGCCUGGCCUAGCCAGCAUAUUCUUCCCAAGCGCAAAGAGAAGUGACAGUGGAAUGUACACUCUAAAAAUCAAAAACGAAGUUGGUGAAGACGAAGGCGUCUUUGAAGUCGUUAUACAAGAUCACCCUGGUUCUCCUGAAGGACCACUAGAAGUCUCAGAUGUGACCAAGGACAGCUGUGUGCUCAGCUGGAAGCCACCAGCUGACGAUGGAGGAUCUGAAAUCACCAACUAUGUAGUCGAGAAACGCGAUACUAAGACAAACACUUGGGUUCCUGUGUCGGCAUUCGUGACCGGAACGAAAGUGACCGUACCAAAGCUCGUCGAGGGACACGAGUACGAAUUCAGAGUCAUGGCCGAGAACGCAUUCGGUCGAUCAGAUCCACUAAAUACGACCGAACCUGUACUUGCCAAAGAUCCAUUUGGAGUGCCCGGAAAGCCUGGACAGCCUCAAAUCGUUGAUACCGAUAAUGACCAUAUCGACAUCAAAUGGGAUCCGCCACGAGACAACGGUGGCUCUCCUGUUGAGCACUACGACGUGGAGAGGAAGGAUGCAAAGAGUGGAAGAUGGAUUAAAGUGAAUACAACGCCUGUAAGUGGAACGACAUUCUCGGAUGUUAGAGUCCAGAAAGACCACACUUACGAAUAUAGAGUUGUAGCCGUAAAUAAGAGCGGUCCCGGAGCACCAUCGGAUCCCUCUGCCGCAGCCACUGCCAAGCCGAUGUUCGAGGGCCCAGUCUUCGAUAUGGACAUCAACGGCAAGGAGUACCGCGUAAAAGUCGGCGAAAAACUCGACAUUGUUGUACCCAUGCAUGGCUCUCCAACUCCCGAAGUCAAAUGGAUCAAGGACGGCAAAGACAUGCCACUGAUAGAAACCAGUGAUUCACAGACACGUCUCUGCAUCGAAAAAGCUCGCCGUAGCGAUGCUGGUCCUAUCAAGAUCAAGGCUUCCAACGCCUACGGAACAGCUGAAGCAGAUAUCAAGGUUACUGUCAUUGACAAGCCAGGAACUCCUGAAGGACUUGCAAGCGAUGCGGUGACAAGGCACACCUGCACACUCAAGUGGACACCUCCCAAAGAUGAUGGAGGGUCAGAGAUCACCGGAUACAAGAUCGAGUAUCAGCCUAUUGGAUCAUCGAUAUGGGAGAAAGUUCCGGGAGGUGUUGCCGGCACAUCGUACACCGUUCGCGGUCUGGAACAUGGCGAACAGUACCGCUUUAGAAUCAAGGCCGAGAACCUGGUUGGUGCUUCGGACUACAUUACCACAGCUCCAGUCUUGAUCAAAGAUCCAUUCGAUCCACCAGGAGCUCCUUCAACCCCGGAAGUUACCGGAUACGAUUCAAAUCUUGUAUCGCUUGCUUGGAAUCCACCAAAGGAUGAUGGCGGUUCUCCAAUUUUGGGAUAUGUUGUCGAAAGGUUUGAGAAGAAGGGCGGCGGUGACUGGGCACCAGUAAAGAUGCCGCUCAUCAAGGGCACUGAAGUUACCAUCCCUAACCUUCACGAGGGAGAAACCUACCAGUUCCGUGUAAGAGCUGUUAACGCUGCAGGUCAAGGAGAAGCCAGUGGUGGAACCGAACCAGUAACUUGCAGACCAUUUGUUGUACCACCUGGAGCACCUGAUCAGCCAAGAAUCGGCGAGAUAACCAAGAACUCUGCUGAAGUAUUAUGGAGUAAGCCAACAAAGGAUGGCGGAGCACCGAUUGAUGGCUACUACGUUGAAAAGAAGAAAAUUGGAGACCCAGAAUGGACAAGGGUCAACGCAAAGCCGAUCAAGGGUACAUCUCUUGUUGUGGAUGGCCUUGGCGAGAAAGAAGAAUACGAAUUCCGAGUCGUCGCCGUGAACUCAGCCGGAGAAGGCGAGCCAUCAAAACCAUCAGACUUGGUGGUCAUCCAAGAACAACCGGGACGACCAGUAUUCGACCUAUCAAAUCUCAAGGAUAUCACUGUUCGCGCUGGAGAAACUAUCCAAAUCAAGAUCCCGUACAGUGGUGGCAAUCCAAAGCCCAUCGUUGAUCUGUUUAACGGAAAUACACCACUGUUUGAGAACGACCGCACAGUUAUUGAUGUGCUUCCUGGCGAGAUCGUCAUCACAACCACAGACUCGAAGAGAAGCGACGCUGGUCCUUACAAGAUCGUUGUUUCCAACAGAUUUGGCAAGGACACAGCGAAGCUUAAUGUGAAAGUGUUAGAUGUGCCCGGCAAACCGACGGGACCCAUCAAAGCAUCGGACAUCCAGGGAGACGCAAUGACACUGAACUGGUUGCCGCCAAAGGAUAACGGAGGCGACGACGUCACGAACUACGUUGUCGAGAAGAGAACUCCAGGUGGAGAAUGGGUUACGGUUGGCCAUCCGGUCGGCACUUCUAUGCGGGUGAGGAACCUUGACAAGAAUCAAGCUUACGAGUUCCGCGUUUCUGCCGAAAAUCAAUAUGGUGUGGGACAACCACUUGAAACGGAUGAUGUGAUUGUGGCCAAGGAUCCAUUUACCACUCCUGGACCACCUGGACAACCAGAAGCUCUCGAGACUUCUGAGGAGGCCAUCACCCUUCAGUGGAGCCGACCGUUAACCGAUGGCGGAGCUCCAAUCCAAGGAUAUGUCAUUGAAAAACGUGAAGUUGGCUCUAAGGAAUGGAAGAAGGCAGCAUUCGGAGCAGUUCCGGAUACCAAAUACAGAGUAACCGGAUUGACACCAAAGAAAGAGUACGAAUUCCGUGUAUGCGCUACGAAUGCAGCUGGUAAUGGAGACUGGAGCGAAGAAAGCUUCCCAAUUGCAGCUGAGAAAACACCUACAAAGCCUGUCAUCAACAUGGGCAUGCUCACCAGGGAUAUCAUUGCCUAUGCUGGAGAAACCGCUAAGGUAUGAUC